Selaginella moellendorffii is the source of this 779-nucleotide messenger RNA. Its product is annotated as translocon-associated protein subunit beta. The coding region runs from base 52 to 630 and encodes 192 amino acids. The transcript has 6 exons. The record is from RefSeq and is a predicted model, not a curated record. Gene Ontology annotation, cellular component: endoplasmic reticulum. Lineage: Eukaryota; Viridiplantae; Streptophyta; Lycopodiopsida; Selaginellales; Selaginellaceae.
CUUAGGGCUCCGAGAGAGUUUAGGGGUUUGUUGACUGUGACGAGCUAAGCUAUGGCUGGAGCGGCGCUCGUCUUCGCAUUCGUGGCGCUACUCGGCGCCGUGGGAGCGCUCGCGGAUGCCGGCAGUGGUGCGUUCCUUCUCCUGCACAAGGAGGUGCAGAUCAAGCGAUUGAAGCCUGGAUCGGAGCGCAUCACUGUCUCGCUCGUCGUUCACAACGCGGGAUCCACCACAGCGUAUGAUGUGAGCUUGAUCGACGAUUCGUGGCCCAGUUCUUACUUCAAUGUCGUGUCCGGGGACACAUCCACAGCAUGGGAGAAGCUAGAAGUUGGAAAGUCCCUGCAGCAUUCGUUUGUCUUGGAGCCCAAAACCAAGGGUUCGUUCCAAGCCGCUCCCGCGGUCGUGAAGUAUCGCGUGGCGGCCAAAUCAGCGCUACAGGAAGCAUGGUCUACUCCACUGCCGCCGCUGGACACUCUCUCCGACAAACCAAGUGGGAUCAAAUACGAUUUCAUCAAGAACAUCGCGUUGAAAUACGGCCCUCUUGUGUCGGUGCUUUCCAUCGUGGGGAUCUUCGUGUACCUGAUGGUGGCUCCUUCCAGCUCCAAAAAGCCCAAGAGCAAGAAGCGCCGGUAAGAAAACAAGUAUGAGGAAAAUCUCAAAACUCUCAGUAGCAAGCACCAUCACAUCCUCUCGGGAAAACUCAAGCUCUUGAGCGUUUUGACAUGAGCGACCAUCAACUUACCUGAAAAAACACCACUUUGAAUUUAAGUCCUGUUUUCCUA